CUAAACCUGUUUAUAGGACUUGCACAAUUAUAUCAUUACUCUCUCUCUCUCUCUCUCUCUCUCUCUCUCUCCUCUUUCUCUCUCUUCUUCAACACCAAACACAACAAGCUGUUUUUGCUUCACUGUUAACAGUUUCAUUCGUUGCAUAGAAAGGAAGAUAACUACCUUUGUUUUCUGAGCUGAAUAUAUAAUAUAUAAAGAUUUGAUUUUUAUUAUUUUUGUUGAACUGUUUUCUAUAUAUAAGUUGAAGAUGGAGAGAGAUUUCAUGGGCUUAGCUGUCAAGCAAGAGAUUUCUGAUGAACCCAUUGAUGCAGCUCCAUUAAGAAGUUCACAAAUGCAGUGGUCAUUCUCAAAUAAGUCACCUUUUCAAGGUGCUCAAGAUCACAAAUCAUACUCUGGUUUCAUGCAGAAAGACAUUGUUUCUGAAAAGCAAAGUGGAGUUGGCUAUACAAUGACAACUUAUCCUACACAUCACCGUUUCGUUAACCGAACGGCAAUUCCUUCUAGAAGCCCCGUUGUCGGAACUACCGAUUUAAGGAGCUCUUCUAAAAGCUCGGUUGCUCCUGCACAGUUGACCAUCUUCUAUAACGGUUCUGUUUCUGUUUACGACAACAUUUCUUCGGAAAAGGCUCAGGCGAUUAUGUUAUUGGCUGGAAACGGGCAUCCUCCGUUGAAUUCUAUUCCAACAGUCACAGCAGCAGCAGCUCCGGUUCAAGCAUCGAUGCCUAGAUCUUCGAUUCUUGAUGGCUUCGUCGUAAGUCAAAGUCAACCUUUUAGUACUACACCGUUUCGGUCAAGCCCCACAGCUAUAACGACGUCUGUUAGCGGUUCUCGAUUUUCCGGUUGGCCUAGUACUAUCAUUGAUAUGAAUGCUAAUAAACAAGGCGGCAAUAUUCUUGUACCUUCGAACAGAGUUGAUCAGCCUCAGAAAGUAGUGAAUGCAACCGGCACUGUACCUCAAUUUCGGAGAAAAUCUUUGGCUCGGUUUUUAGAGAAGCGCAAGGAGAGGGUGGUAAAUACUUCGCCGUAUGCCGAUAGCACUAGCUAACGAAGGAGCUUAAUUUGCCGAUUAUAUUACAUAUAUAUAUAUAUAUAUAUACAUAUAAGUCGAAGGAUUUACUUAGACUUGCUACUUUGCAUAUACGUCUCGUAUUCUUUCUUGACUUUAUAUGUUUCGACUGUACUCUUGACGUUUUUUCAGUUCUCCAUUUUUGCUGUAACUGUGAUCGUAGUUUUUUUGUUUAUCCGAUCACGCUAAGAAUGCCAUCCGCCUAUGAUUUUAUCAUAAUUACAUUGUAUACAUAUUAAUCAUGUCAUUGUAAGAACAGUUGUAUUAAGAAUUGUUUAGCAAUAGAAAGAUUAUAUAUAUACAGUAGAACCUCGA
Erythranthe guttata (spotted monkey flower) is the source of this 1384-nucleotide messenger RNA. Its product is annotated as protein TIFY 6B. The record is from RefSeq and is a predicted model, not a curated record. Gene Ontology annotation, cellular component: nucleus. Lineage: Eukaryota; Viridiplantae; Streptophyta; Magnoliopsida; Lamiales; Phrymaceae. Gene Ontology annotation, biological process: regulation of defense response; response to wounding; regulation of jasmonic acid mediated signaling pathway.